This is a messenger RNA of Loxodonta africana (African savanna elephant), 2781 nucleotides long. It is a transcript of the gene TM4SF18, whose product is annotated as transmembrane 4 L six family member 18. Gene Ontology annotation, cellular component: membrane. The transcript is spliced from 5 exons. The record is from RefSeq and is a predicted model, not a curated record. NCBI's taxonomy places the organism in Eukaryota, Metazoa, Chordata, Mammalia, Proboscidea, Elephantidae. The coding region runs from base 1166 to 1771 and encodes 201 amino acids.
GGGUGGGGCUGGGGUUUAAAACCUUGAGCUCCCCUUAACUUCUGCUUUCUAUUUCAUCUUUCACAUGUUAGUCCCAAGACUCCUUCCUGUCGCCCUCGCCUUAUGUCAUGUCGUCAUAAUUAGAGGGAAUCUGUGACUCCUUAAAUUUAGAGCUAUAAUUUGGAAAGGAGAAUUCUUAAAUCCCUGUUGCAAACUCAUGACUCAGAAAGUCUUAAUCAAAUUACUCAACUUCACUUACUUCCUUUUCCGUAACAGCAAGAUAGAUAGGAAUUCACCCCUGUUAUUAUUUUUCAGGGAGGUAGUGAGUUUUAAAGAGAUGUUGUUGUGUGCCAUCGAGUCAUUUCUGGCUCCUACUGCCCUACACGACACAGUGGAGAUGCCCCAGAGGGGUUCCAAGGAGCACCUGGUGAAUUUGAACUGCCGAUCUUUUGGUUAGCAGCCUGAGCUCUUAACGACUUCAUCACCAGGGAUCCUUGAAAGAGAUGGCAAAUGCAAACUCUUGGAAGGAAAGCACUUACAGGCGGAUCUUGUAACAAUAAACCCACCAGCUGUGAAGUCUUGUUUUCCUCACUCACCUGUCUCUGUCUUUGUCCUUUUUGGGUCCCUGCAGCUUCAAUAAAUGCUUAGAGGUAGCUCUGUAAAGUGGUGUAAAGUCAGGAUCUUUUCAUAAACAUACCAUGCUCUACUACAACCACCUCCCUCCCCCCUCAACCGUGAUAGCUUUCAAGAGUUCCGUCCGCUGUUGUUGGAUAAAAUGUGCCGAACUCAAUUCUAUCCCUUCCUGUUGCAACUUCCUUCUUAAAACACGCUCAGGGUUGAGUCUUUAGUGCUCUAAUCCAGAGGAAAAUGACUUAUUUUAAAAAGCAGUGAAAAACACUGCAUUCCUUUGGCACAGGAUGCAUACCAGCUCAGCUCUUCAGCCGUUGAUCGUUGUCUAUUGUUCUCCAAACAGUAAACCACUAUUUCAGACUGAGAUUGUCCAGCUGCGCUUAUAGUGAGCUCUCAAGCUCCUCAUGAAUAUGAAGUGAAGGGCUGUGACCCAGAAAGUGGCAGAUAAUCUUAAGGAAAAAAAGACAGGUAGGAAAGGAAAAGAAAAAAAAAAGAAAAAGAGGCUCUAUGUAAUUCUACACUCUUGAACAUUCCUACAGGUUCUCAGCAGGGCAAAAUGGGGUCUCGGAAGUGUGGAGGCUACUUAAGUGGUCUACUGAUCCUGCUUGCACUUUGGAGCAUAAUUGUUAAUAUAUUAUUGUAUUUCCCAAAUGGGCAAGCUUCCUAUGCAUCCAGCCAUAAACUCACCAACUACGUGUGGUUCUUUGAAGGAAUCUGUUUCUCAGGUGUCAUGAUGCUUAUAGUAGCAGCAGUCCUUCUUGUACUGGAGAAUGAAAACAACCCUAAAUGUUGCCAGAGUGAAAACUGCAGCAAAAAGUACAUGACAUUGCUGUCGAUUAUCUUUUCUGCCCUUGGACUUGCUUUCUCUGGAUACUGCCUGGUCAUAUCUGCCUUGGGCCUUGUCCAGGGCCCAUACUGUCGCACCCUCAACGGCUGGGAGUACGCCUUUGAAGGCACCGCAGGACGUUUCCUUACAGAUUCCAGCACGUGGAUUCAGUGCCUGGAACCUGCACAUGUAGUGGAGUGGAACCUCAUUCUAUUUUCCAUUCUCAUAACCCUCAGUGGACUUCAAGUGAUUGUCUGCCUCAUCAGAGUAGUCAUUCAGCUGUCCAAGAUGCUGUGUGUAACCUACUCAGUCAUCAUCCAGCCUGGAGUCAUUUGAAUAAGGACAAGAAUGUCAAGCAAUAUGUUACCAGGAUCUUCAGAAGUAUUUAUGCCAUUAGAUCAAACAAAUCUAUUUCCAAGACUCUCUCCCAUGGAAAUAAAUACGAAUACAGGAUAAGACUUCGUGCAAAUACAUAUAUUGCACACUGUUUAAUAAAUUCCAGAAUGCUAGAAAUAGCCAGAAAGUCUUACUUUAAAGGUGUGAUUAAGUAAAGAGUGGUACAUUGGUUGAAAUAUUAUACAGUCAUGGCAAGUGAUGGUUAUGAAAAUUAUGAAUAAUGCCAGGUGAAAAAACAGGUUAUAAGGUUAUUUAUAUAUUAUAAACAUAAGUGGAAACUCUGGUGGAGUAGCGGUUAAGUGCUACAGCUGCUAACCAAAAGGGCCGGCAGUUCGAAUCCACCAGGCGCUCCUUGGAAACUCUGUGGGGCAGUUCUACUCUGUCCUGUGGGGUCACUAUGAGUCGGAAUCAACUCGACAGCACUGGGUUUGGUUUUUUGUUUUUUUUUUUGGUUUAUAAACAUAACUAUCUAAAACAAACAAAAUUUAGGAUAAAAAAUCUAGAGGGUAGUACACCAAAAUGUAAACCAUGGUUGGCCUUUCUACUUUUCUGUAUUUUCUAAGUUUUCAUUACUGAGUAUGUAUUACUAUUAAAAUUUUAAAAAACUCACACUUUUACUAUUAAAAAAUCAUUGCCACUUUUCUAACCUUAAAUGGCACCUGCUUUUUCCACACACACCCCCCUUGAGUAUCUGUAAAUACGAAAUGCCCCUUCAAAUAACUUUGAUAUAGAUGGGCCAAGAAAGUUUUAUAUAAAUAUAUAUAAUCUGAUUAAGCUCUUGGCCUCACUUUCUCUCUCCUGGUAGUGAACAUGGGAUUAGAAAAGGUAGACUUAAAAUAAAUGCAUAGCCGGGGACAUGCUCAAGAGGCUAGAGAAAGUGACCAUUGACCAGUUAGUUCCCCAUACCUGUGUUAUGGGGGAUGACCACUAUAUGUGUGUUUGUCAACAAA